Molecule: messenger RNA, 5900 nt
Organism: Pomacea canaliculata
Lineage: Eukaryota; Metazoa; Mollusca; Gastropoda; Architaenioglossa; Ampullariidae
Product: acetylcholinesterase-like
Exons: 5
Coding region: 911-2968 (685 amino acids)
Biological process (GO): acetylcholine catabolic process; choline metabolic process
Cellular component (GO): plasma membrane
Molecular function (GO): acetylcholinesterase activity
Source: RefSeq, a predicted model, not a curated record
CGCUGGUGGAAGUGGCUACGGUCGUGGCUGUGGUCGACGUCGUUGCGGCAGCGUCGCUCGAGCCUUAACAGUCGCGCUGACGUGUCCCGGGCGCCGGCAGGAAGUGACGACCAACUAUUGGCGAGGAGGUCGAGAGUUAUGCCCCUCUAGACACUUUUUUUUCUGAAAGGGAUGUGCAAUUUUCAUUUGGCGGAGAGCUAGAAUGUGCUUGACGGAGUGCGAUCCUAGCGGGCAAAACGAGUUCAGACUGACAAAAAAUCAGGUAAGAUGUAAAGCUUGGAACAGAUGAAGAGAAAUAAGAGCAUCUCAUCUUUCUUGGACGACGGAGACACCCGACUUGUGUAAACUAAAUGUUGUGUUAACCGUGGAGUUUUUUGUGUGGUAGACGGAGCAGGAAAAUUUUUCUAAACGUUUUCAGCAUUCAGACUAGAAACAUGUGAAUAACCAACCAAAGCGAGGCAAUAAGAGGUCCUCCAGUAUUUACAGGGACACAGUAUCCUACAAGGCGAGCGAGGAAGGAAGACUUUGGUUAGCUCUUGAACUUCUGACAGUGAAUUGCAUACAUUCAACCCAAUUUGUGAAUAAACUGUGCAAGUACUGCUUAAAAAAAGGGCAAAGAAGAAGAACCCUGGAGGCAGCAGGUGGCAACGACAGUCUCUAGCAGGUGAAGUGACCAGAUGACUGGACAUUAACAAUCUUUGUCUCAGAUAAUUUCCAAGCAUUUCCAAGCAUUACCGGAUAUCUUGCCAAGCUACAAAGGCAGAAAUUCUAGGAUCGCACCUGCCUUGAAGAACCUGUCGGGAAAAAAUUCAAGUUGUCCUUCAAUGCCUCUUCUGAGACACUUCAGAACGUUUGCAGAAGAGCGGAAAAAGGCGAUAGCCAUUUUGCCUGAGGCCGUUGAAGACAGCGCAUGCGCCAGAUGAUGGAGGACCAUUUUGCUACCUUGAUGCUGGCGGCUGUCUUGGUGCUGCUGCUGCAGGAGGCCCGACUAGUCUCUGGGUUCGGGCCAAUAGUGGACACGGAUAAGGGACAAGUGCAGGGGAAGACUAUAUUCGUCAAUGGAAAGAAGCUCGAUGUUUUCUAUGGCAUCCCCUACGCCAAGCCCCCUCUGAAGGAAUACCGCUUCAGACACCCUGAACAGAUUGACAGGUGGGAAGGGGUGUUGAACGCAACCGUCCUCCCCAAAUCCUGCAUUCAACCGUGGGAUGAUAUGUUUCAGAACUUUUCAGGGUCCCAGAUGUGGAAUCCCAACACCCCGAUCAGCGAAGACUGUCUUUAUCUGAACGUGUGGGUGCCGAGGGUGAACCUCCCAUACCGACACAAAGCUGUGAUGGUUUGGAUCUACGGGGGCUGCUUCUACAGCGGAACGUCCACCCUGGAUGUCUACGACCCCAAGUACCUGGCAGUGGAGAAUGAUGUGAUUGUAGUGUCGAUGAACUACCGCCUGGGUGCCUUGGGCUUUCUGGUUAUGAAUACCCCUGAGGCCCGGGGCAACGCCGGCUUGCUGGAUCAGCGAAUGGCCCUUGAAUGGGUCCAAAGAAAUAUCGAGAACUUCGGGGGCAGUCCUCAUAAUGUGACUUUAUUCGGAGAGAGUGCAGGUGCGGCCAGCGUGGGGCUUCAUCUCGUGUCCUCCCUCAGCCGGGGACUUUUCAACCGAGCCAUACUCCAGUCAGGAGCUCCACAAGCCUCCUGGGUGACCUACACCCCAUCGGAAGGCCACAGCAGGUCGCGGAGACUGGCAUCCACCCUGGGGUGCGACGGGAACCUGAGCGAUGCUGAAGUGGUGCAAUGCUUGAGGCUCGUCAACGCCCAUGUGUUCUUCCAAAACGAGUUUUCUGUCGUCAAGGGAAUCGUUCAGUUUCCUUUUCUGCCUGUCAUCGACGGCUUCUUUUUGACCGAGAGCCCAUCCGAGUACUUGCGCAGAGGUCGCUUCAAAAAGACCCCAUUGCUCCUCGGCAGCAAUGCCAACGAAGGGACGUGGUUCCUCGUCUACGAAGACACCGAGAAUUUUAGCAUACACGAAAACAAACAAAUUAGCGAUGAAAUGACUGGACACCUCAUAGGCAGCCUGUUUUACUACCAUCCUCAGUACCCUACUCCACUGAACAAGUUCGGCAAGGAGGCCAUCAUGUUCGAGUACACGGACUGGGCCCGUCCAAAGGACCCGUGGUCCCGACGGGACCACAUUGCCCAGGCUGUCGGGGACCUGCACUUCGUCUGUCCAGUCAACGAUCUAGCUGACCACUAUGCACAGAAUGGUCAGAGGGUCUACAAUUACUGGUUUGAACACCGGUACUCCCUGAACCCUUGGCCCGCGUGGAUGGGCACACUCCAUGGCGACGAGAUUUUCUUUGUGUUCGGCAAACCGCUCGACCCCGCCCUCGGCUUCACGGACGAAGAGAAGCAGCUCAGCCGCAAAAUCAUGAGAUACUGGACCAAUUUCGCUAAAACAGGGGAUCCGAACCGAGGCCCCGGAGAACCAUCGAUACAAGAAUGGCCCGAGUACCGACACCAUGAAAGGAAUUACCUCAACCUGUCUCUGUCCUUGCUCAAGACCGGGUACGUGGAUACCCAUAAAGCUGUUCGGGCUCGUCAGUGCGCCUUCUGGCAUCUCUACCUACCCAGCCUCGUGGCUGGCACAUCUGACAUUUCUGCUGUGGAAAAAGAAUGGAAAGAAGAGUUCCACGAAUGGAAGACUCGCUACAUUGUGGACUGGAAGCACCAGUUUGAUAAUUUUCUUAACAAUUACGAAAAAGAGGAUAAAGACUUGCGGGAAUCCUUGAGAGAGAGUAGCUUCACUCCAUUAAAUGUCAUUAAUGUGGAAAAAACGAUCGUGAUUAAUAAUAGAGAGCAUGCAUCUUACAUCACAUUAACACACUCACUCACUCACUCACUCACUCACUCACUCACUCACUCACUCACAGCAGCAGAAAAACUUCCAACAAACUACUUACAGUACAUAGUGUAAAUAAUUCUCUCCUAGAAAUGUAUUUUGUCUUCUCGUACAAAGUGUAAAAUAACAUCAUUUUUGUUGUUUCCAAAAUACGGAAAAAUGGCGAAUUCACACACAUGGGUUUAGCGAUAUUGUGUACAUGAUGCUGUUAUCAUCUAAAGGGGGAAAUGGGAGAAAGCUAACGGGAAUUCACGCUUCACCUUCAUCGGUACAUGACCAAAAAAAAAAAAAAAAAAACAGAAAAUCAGUUCCCAAAACAAAUCUCUUCAGGAAUGUCUGAGCUGGAUUUCUACUUCAAGCAAAAGGUGGAACAAAAGUUUGCUUGCUUGUUAGCUUGUUUGUUUGUUUACCCUAUUUUAGGCCGGUGAAUAUUCACAUAAACAUUAAGCGUGGGUAAUACACAAACUAACAUUCUGUGGCAACUUACAGCUCAUUGUACAUUCAUAGUUUACUACCUUUUGUAUGGUGUUUCGGAGAUCAAAUGUACCCAGCCUACACACACACACCUUUCCCUACACAUACAGAGAGAAGAGAGAAGGUGGGGGACCAUAUGGAGAUGCACAUCAGAAGUCAGGAAGGGAAGAUGAACGCAGAAAGAAUGAGUAAAGUUCAUAGUGUCAUCGGACGAUAAUGGCGCCCGGUAGUGUAGUGGUUUGUCGGGUCUGACAUUUUUAACAUUACUGAAAUUAUUUUUUUCUACAUUCCACCUGUUCUAUUAGGUGGAUUAGAGUUAAUAAAACGCUUCAAUAUAUAUAUAUUCUUUCUUUCUGUCAUUUUGUUUUUGGUAGUGCAUUUUCAUCUUCUAAAUACUGGGAUGGGUUUAACGCCAUCUUUAUGUUUUUCCCCCGAAAAAUAAGAAGCAUAUUGCUAGAAUAUAUCCAAUUUUUACUGCUGUGCUUUUUUUGUAUCGAUGUAAUUUUGAAAGAAAUAUGUUUCGUUGUUGCCAUUUUUUCUUCUUGCGAAUGAGCAGAGUUUUCAGCUCAUGUGACAAAGACAUAAUCACUGUGUAAAUAACAUCUAGCAUCAAAGUCCGCUAGGUGCUUUAUUAAUGACAACCAAUACAGGAAUUUCGUUUGUAAAAUUUCAUUUGGAAAACUAAAUCAAACCGAAGUGACAGGGCAGAGAACUUCAUCAUACAAGAAAGGCAUCUCAGAGCACCGGGCACAUAGGCAGGACUAAGAAAAUCCCAAGAGAAGGAUCACUUGAUGAUUGUAUACAAUCAUAGCAGCUUCAAUCCAAAAGUUUCAGGUGACACUAGUAAUUCUGGUAUUGACGCACAUAGUCUGGGAUGGGGAUGGGGAUGGGGAUGGGGAUGAAGGUUGGGGUCCAAGCCCGGUCUCCCGCAGGUUUCUGGCACUGUAACCGAUGGCUUUCAUCUGUGGGCUGGAUGCCUCACGAAACAUUCUACGACAACAAAACUUGACGAGUCUGGCCCCAGUGGAAGCCAGAGCUGAUAUAAUUCUCCAUAUUGCUUUGCUCUCCCCAACCCUUAACUCUUCUCACAUUCUUCCAACUCGUUUCUUUCUGUCCGCAAACACUUUUUUUUAAACUGAUAUCGUCACCUAUCUCCCCUUUCACCAUCCCACACCCCUACCCACACACAACAAACAUGAUAUUGUAAUUCAGUAUUCUUCCGUUUGAAGCAAAUAUUGUAAAUAUUUGGAAUAAUUUUUUUUUGUCUGUUCAUCCUGUCUUGUCAGUAUGUCUGUUUUUCUGAUUAUUUUCUCUCUUUAUCCCUCCCUUCCUCAGCUCUGCUUAACUGUUCUCGUGUUCCUUGUUAUCUCCUCGGCCAGUGUUUGUACUUGCCCUACACUGACCUCACCCUCGUUUGUGAAACUGAUCGCAGCUUAUUUACACGCAUCUUAUUUACACCAAGCUUAUUUACACGUGACCAUCUGUGCCGAGUGUAAUCGCGGAGACAGGCACAGAGAGGAGGAUACCCUAGCUACUGUCAACAGUUUGCUUUACAAGAAUGGCUCAGGCCUGAUUAUCCAUUCAAUUUGCAGUCUGAGUUCUUCCCUCCGGAUGAGUGGAGAGCUGGCAAUGUGACUGUAGUCUUAUUGCUUCCAAGGGAAAGAAGAGUUCCGAGGGAGGUAUAGUGCAAGGGGUGGCUCACAAUUUACUGGCUAAUUCUAGCACGCUCGUAGGUCUGCGAACGACUUAAUCGCUCUUCCCCCUGUUUUUUUUUUCUUUCCCCAAGUGAGAGGAGUGGUCCUGUGGUGCCACAGUCAAGCGCCUGUCACUAAAGCAGUGAGAGGUGUGGGCCGCAGGUUCGGAUUCCGCCUCCGGCACACUUGUUUUCUCUUUAGAUAUGGCGCCUGUUUAGUUCGCAGUUAUAUAGCUUUAACUGCUGGUUCGGAAUAAAGUAUCAAUAACCAACCAGACAAUUAACUAUCAGGAGUUUUGUGAAUGGUGAAAGACAUCUUAAGACAAUUUUUAUUAGUAAACGUAACAAUAAACAAUAAACAUAUAAAUGUAUAUAACUCUUACUUCUAUACUUUAUAUUUGUGACAACAGCUUACAUUUUAAUCUUCCUUUCUACAAAUUCCAUCACUUAGUAUGGGAUUCAUUGCAACCAGAUCAUUUAACUUGUUUUUCUUUAUUUUUCCCAUUGAGUUAAAUAACUUGAUCACUUACUUUCAAAAAGUUGUCAUUUUUUAUUUUCCUUUAUGUAUCAAUCACUCUAUCAGACAGCUUUUAUAUUUAUCUAAAUUUUAAUUUUAAAUGUUUUGGGUGUUAUAGUACUUGGCAUAGGAUAAACUUUCUUUACUUGCAUUGCUACAGUAUUAUUCAAUGAAGAACAACAGAUCAACAUCAGUUUCCAUGUUAAAAAAAACAUUGUGAUAAAAGCUAUCUUCCAUUAUUGUACCAAAAACAGCAAGUAUCAUAGACGACAUACCUCAUAACUCGUUACAUUUUGAAAAUAAAUUAUAUUCGUCUAAACAUU